Messenger RNA from Manihot esculenta (cassava), 4036 nucleotides. RefSeq names its product transcription factor LHW. Gene Ontology annotation, molecular function: protein dimerization activity; DNA-binding transcription factor activity. The transcript has 10 exons. Gene Ontology annotation, biological process: regulation of DNA-templated transcription. The record is from RefSeq and is a predicted model, not a curated record. NCBI's taxonomy places the organism in Eukaryota, Viridiplantae, Streptophyta, Magnoliopsida, Malpighiales, Euphorbiaceae. The coding region runs from base 685 to 3549 and encodes 954 amino acids.
CACAUUAACAUUUACCACUCACCAUCAAAGAGAAAGAAAGAGAAUAUUAGCACAGACAGAGAGAGAGAGAGAGAGAGAGAGAGUGAGGGAGCAAAAGCUGAAGAAUCCAGAAACUGAAUUCUACUGCUUCACUGCACUACCCAGCGAAUCAAAGAAGGCGAAGCCUUGAAAAGGAAAAGGAAACCCACCAUUCUCUAUUUUUUUUUUCAAAAUAUUUCAACUUCUGCCUCCAAAUGGAGCAAAUCAAGGCCACUUUUAAGCUAGAAGCUUGUGGUAUAAUUUGAAUUUUUUUUAAAAAAAAUUUUUCUCUGCCUUCCAAGGAGAUUUUAAGCUUUUGAUUUCGAGGAUGGUUUGCCGGAGGAUGGUGGCGGGGAACUUGGAUCCGGAAAGGAAGAGGAGUGGUGGACUUAGGACGAAGCAGGCGGGAAGAGGAUCCUGUCGGGGAAGUUAGGCCGUGGAUGAGCAAGUAAGAAGCCGAAAGAAGCUGGAGUUGUUUUUAUUUGCAGUUCAUCUUUCGCCUUCUCCGCCGCGCCUCUUCUACUGGCUGAUCUUUUUAUUAGAUCAUUUUGGUUCAUGUUAGUAGCUGGAGUUGUUAUUGUUGUUUUUCGUUCCUCUACUUGUUUAAUUGAUAUUUUGAAGGCUCGAUCAGUUGAAAGGAGAGCGUGAGAAGUGAUACUGAUAGCUAUGGGUCAUUUAUUGAGAGAUGUUUUGAGGUCACUAUGUGGUGUCAAUCAGUGGUGCUAUGCUGUGUUCUGGAAGAUCGGCUGCCAGAAUCCUAAGUUGCUAAUUUGGGAAGAAUGUUACUAUGAAUCCAAGUCAUGUUCUGUUCUUCCAUGUACUUCUGGGACGGGGAACCCUGAGUUGCCUUUAGGAGAUUCUGAAGGAUGCUGGGCUUCUGAUUUCAACUCCCCACAGCUCAGGGUUCAAUCUGGGGAAACAAUCCAUCUGCUUAUGAACAAAAUGAUGAUCAAUAAUCAGAUUAAUAUAGUAGGCCAAGGAAUGGUUGGGCGAGCUGCAUUUACUGGCAAUCAUGAGUGGAUCCUUGCAAAUAAUUACAUUGGAGAUGCCUAUCCACCAGAGGUUUUAACUGAGAUACAUCACCAAUUCUCAGCUGGCAUGCAGACAGUUGCAGUUAUUCCUGUUUCUCCUCUUGGUGUGGUUCAAUUUGGUUCUUCCUUGACUAUAAUGGAGAAUAUGGGAUUUGUGAAUAAUGUGAAGAGUUUGAUCCUGCAAAUAGGAUGUGUCCCUGGAGCUCUUCUGUCUGAAAACCUUAUGAUAAAUGAAUUUACGGAAAGAAUUGGGGUGCCUGUUUCUAUUGGAAUGUCUGAUUCACAUUCCAUGCAUUUGUCUGGAAAUAAGAUGCAGAACUCCACUCCAUUAUUGACUGGAAGUUGCAAUCAACAAAAUAUCUCAUCCCGAUCCUCAAUAAUUGCUCAACCUUCUCAUUUGCAAAUUAGACAGGUUCAAGAUAAUCUACAAUCUACUGCCUCAACAUUUCGUGCCCUGAAUCUGACCAGUAAUUCAUCUAAAUCUGGAGGUGGCUCCUGUGAACAAAAAAUGACAACUAUUAAGCAAGAUGAUCCAUUGAGAGGCCAACUAGAGAAUGGAGUUGGAGCUGAAGUGAUUCGAUCAAAUCCUGAUGUAUGGCUGAACCAGCAUGUUGCUUCACUUAAUUCAAAGCCUGCAUUCAGUCCCCAAUCUGUUAUCAGUCAAUCACAUACCGAUAGCAGCAUUAUGACAUUAUUGGAACAUCAGGUUUUGUCAGAUGCUAUUCCUCAAAAUCUUAUUAGUAACAAUAGAAAUGCAUUAGAUAGCUUUGCCACACCUAAUAUGAGGUCAAAUGAAGCCCUAGUCUUCGAUUCUCAUGGAGAUUCCUUGGCACAUGGGACAGAGUUACGCAAUGGAGUGAGUAGCCACACAACAACCACUUCAAUCAAACGUGUUCUUUCUAAUCCACAAAAAUCAGCUGGUUUUAAUCAUUCUUCCACACAGCUGGCAGGGAUUGGGAUUCAGAAUUCUAAUACAUCGAGAGCUGAGGAAAUUCCUUCAUCCCAUCUGGUAGAUCAAUUAAGUGGUAGGGGCAUGCUUUCAGGAGGUCCUCAUCGUAGGUACAUUUCCUCAAAUGUGAAGUAUGCUAAAAAUGUAUCAAUUGCAAAGAAAGAAAAGAUGGAAGAUGAUUUGUUUCAAGCAUUUUAUCUCCCAUCAUCCCAGCCAAAUUCUGUUCCUGAUUGCCUCAGGCAUGCAAGUGAAAGUCAGAUUACAAAUAGUACAGAUAUUAAGUAUGAGGAUCCAUGUGCUCAACCUGCAUCUGGGGAUGACUUGUAUGAUAUUCUGGGUGUGGAUUUUAAGAACAGAUUGCUAAAAAGCAAGUGGGACAAUUUGCUGACUGAUGGGCAGUGUGCAAAUUCACAUCUGGGCAAAGAUGCUUCCACUUUUAUUAACAUGCGAGAAGCCAGUUCUAGCCUUCUCUCAGUUAAUCAAGGAAUAUCAGAUAGUUGUAUUUUCUCUGGCAUGGGUACUGAUAAUCUUUUAGAUGCUGUGGUAUCAAGGGCUCAUUCUGCUGCCAAGCAGAGGUCAGAUGAAAAUAUCUCUUGCAAGACAACAUUGACAAAGAUCAGUAGCUCCUCUGUUCCCAGUGGUUCUCUGACCUAUGGCCUUGUUCACAUGUCUGAAAAGAUUCAAAAGGAGUUAUUUGACCUGCCUAAGUCUCUGGAAAAAUCAGGGACUAUAGCAUCUGGCUCUUUCAGAUCUGGAUGUAGCAAGGAUGAUGUUGGAAGUUGUUCUCAAACUUCUUCUGUUUAUGGAUCCCAACUGAGUUCAUGGGUUGGCCCCAAUAAUAGGCGAGAUAAUAGUGUUUCAACUGCAUAUUCCAAGAAAAAUGACGAAUCGAGCAAACCAAAUCGCAAAAGGCUUAAACCUGGAGAGAAUCCCAGGCCCAGGCCAAAAGAUCGUCAGAUGAUCCAAGAUAGGGUGAAAGAGUUGCGGGAAAUUGUACCAAAUGGCGGAAAAUGUAGCAUAGAUGCGUUGCUUGAACGUACCAUCAAACAUAUGCAAUUCUUGCAAAGUGUGACAAAGCAUGCAGACAAGCUAAAACAAACUGGGGAUUCUAAGAUUAUUAACAAGGAAGGUGGACUCCUUUUAAAGGAAAAUUUUGAUGGAGGGGCAACUUGGGCGUUUGAAGUUGGGUCGCAAUCAAUGGUCUGUCCUAUAAUAGUUGAGGAUCUGAACCCACCUCGCCAGAUGCUUGUGGAGAUGCUAUGUGAAGAAAGGGGUUUCUUUCUAGAAAUAGCCGACUUAAUUAGGGGAUUGGGGUUGACAAUCUUGAAGGGCGUGAUGGAAGCUUGGAAUGAUAAGAUCUGGGCACGUUUUACAGUAGAGGCAAACAGAGAUGUUACAAGGAUGGAAGUAUUUAUGUCACUUGUUCGUCUUCUGGAGCAAACUGUGAAGGGCGGUGUAUCUUCUACUGCUGCAUCAGAUAUGAUGGUCCAUCAUGCUUUCCCCCAAGCCGCCUCUAUACCUGCAACUGGGAGGCCCACUAGCUUACAAUGAACUGCCUGUCAAACUCUUCUCUGAUCUGCAAAUGUUAAGAGCAAGCCUGUUUUUGCUUGCCAUGACUAACAUGGAUUCCAGUCUAAGCUCUUAGGUGGUUCAAACUUUUACUAACUUCUACGUCUCCCAAAAGUUAGAUCAUUUCUGACCUCACCUCUUAGAAAGGGAGAUUCAUCUAGAUAGUUAAAAGCUCUGCAAGAACUCUUUUACAUUACGUUCUAGUCUGAGAAGAUAGUCCAAUGCUCGGAUGAACUAGUAUCAGGAGAUAAAAGUUGUUAUUAACCAGAUAGCCAGUGGUUACAUCUCCUGAAAUGGUUAUCAGUAGUAGAUAUUAAGCUCGUAGAAUGCCCUUUUAGUUUUUUAAUUGAUGGGAUACUCUUUAUCAUAGGAUGGACGGGAUUGGUUGCAUUAUACUGGGGUUCAAUGGUUCACAAAUGUAUAGGGGAGAUGUGGGAAAUGAAAUGAAGGGGUUAUCUUUUUCUGGCAA